Molecule: messenger RNA, 1194 nt
Organism: Lingula anatina
Lineage: Eukaryota; Metazoa; Brachiopoda; Lingulata; Lingulida; Lingulidae
Molecular function (GO): calcium ion binding
Source: RefSeq, a predicted model, not a curated record
AUGAACUGUGAUGACACUUCUCAAGUGUUCAAUAGCACGCUGGUCAUAUACGUGUCGUCGGACAGUCCCCUGCGCUGGACGCCGGUGUUAGGUGACAGGAAUUCCACGGCAUUCAAAAAUGCCUCAAGAACAAUCUGUGAUGCGGUGGAUGAGGCUUACACAGGAGGACCUCUCAGAGAAGUGUAUGAACGCUGUGAAGUAACUGAAUUCUCAAAGGUUUCAGAAGAUAGAAUUUCAGCUAAUUAUAGAAUAAUUUUCAAAUCCAGCGCGGAGCAUUUCACUCCCGAUUUCGUUCAGACACAUUUUAAUAUAACGGCAUUGAAUGAGGCAAAUGGUUUAAACUUUAGCGAGACAGCAAUGGCAGCUUUCCAGGCAUUUGAUUUCUGUGCUUCUGGUCUUGACAAGUGUUCUAAACAUGGCAUCUGCAGUCCCACUGAAAACGGGGCUUACACUUGUCACUGUAAGGAAGGGUUCGUCGACGAAAGUGUCGGAGGUCUAGAGGGACGAGUUUGUACAGGGAAAUGUCCAGAAUGUCUUAAUGGAGGGGUGUGUCAGAAAAAUGAAGGGGAUUUGGCAUUUUGCAGGUGCAUUGAUGAGUUUACCGGUCCCGACUGUAGUGGGCCACAAGCUUUUACCGGUUGGCGACUGGCGUCUGUGUCUGCUGGAGGAGCGGUUGGUGCCGUUCUGGUCAUAAUCAUCAUCGUCAUCGCAUGCUUCACUCAACGUACUCGGCGCAGCCUGAAGAAAUACAAAAACAUGGUGGCCACUCCCCUUGUAUCUUCACCUUCCCCACACCAAACUUAUUCUGAUACCCCAGCUGCUGGUGGAAGAGCGAACGAGACAACACAGCACUCUCUCGGUCGUGAUAAUCAACUGGGAAAUUACCCUGAGGAAGAUUAUGAAUACUUGGAAGAUCGAUUAGCAAAAAUACAGAGUGCAGUAGACGCCACUCCGCCUAUUAAUUGGAACUUUGCCCGUAACAUUCAUCGAAGUUCCAGGUACGCAGUUGAACCGGGCACGUCAAGGAACCCUCGAGAUGAUGUCCCCUUCCGAGAAGAGGCCUAUACAAAUUUCACGACAGCACAAGUUCCGUUUAGACAGUACGAAACAACAGAAGGCAGAAGUGGUGGAGAUCGCCUUCUCCCUAGAAACGGGCAGAACUCUACUUUCUACAAUCCAGCGUACAGUUCAUAG